Naegleria lovaniensis is the source of this 2526-nucleotide messenger RNA. RefSeq lists its product as uncharacterized. The coding region runs from base 1 to 2526 and encodes 841 amino acids. The record is from RefSeq and is a predicted model, not a curated record. The transcript has a single exon. NCBI's taxonomy places the organism in Eukaryota, Heterolobosea, Eutetramitea, Acrasida, Naegleriidae.
AUGAGGUUAACUCUGUCCAACCCACCCAGCGAACAACAACAAGGUGAGCCAACAAAGAAGCGAAAGAGUCGCAAGCACAACACUGGCAAGCCGAAGCAAAAAUAUUUUGAUUCCGAUUCUGGUUCGGAUGAAAGCGAUGAUGAAAUCACAUGUAUGGGUUCAGGCUCUCAACCAAUCUCUAUUGCGUCGUCGCCGUCUUCACAGGAACAGGUUGUCUCAACAUUGUCUUCAUUGCCUUCAUCAACACACCAAGACUUGGCCAACACUGAAGAAUAUACAGAGUGUAUUCGACAGGAAACGGUUGAACGGGACUAUUGUGAUCUAGAAGACAUUACAAAUGUACCUCCGUUGAAUUCACAAUUCUCAUCUCGCGAAAAUCUUGGAUCAAUGUUAUGUAUGGAUAUCGGUAGUAGUUUUUCCAAAUGUUGUUCUUUGGACAUUACCCAACAAUGUGUCAAGAUGAAUUCUCUAACAUUUGCUUCACCAUCUUCAUCGAACAAGGCUAAAAAGUAUGAUCUAUUACCAACUUCUAUAUAUUAUUCACUCACAGAUAAGACAUUCAUUAUUGGAUUACAUGAGGAAGAACAACAAAUAUCAUCAUCUCACCAAACUUCUAUUCCCUCUAACAACAGUAUGAUCAAAUUACAUAGUAUUAAGAAAUUAUUUUCUAUUCAAGAACUCAUUGACUUUACAUGGAAGAAUGAAAGUGUAGAAAUCACACUUCGAGUGAGUCAAGUCAUGUUCGAAUUAGUGAAAGGUUUAAUUUCACUCCUCGUACAAGCACGCGAUGCGAGCAGUCGUAAAAUUUCAAAACAAUAUACAAGUGCCAUGUUCACAGUACCUACAGGAACCAACAAGAAUAUUCAAAAAGUAUUUAGAAAUUGUGUGAAACGUGCAUUAGAUCAUACGUUAUGCCAUCCAAUUCCAAUUGAGAAAGUAUAUAUUGUUGAAGAGUUUGUUCUGUUAAAGUAUUGUGCUGAUUCUCUCUAUCAAACUCUUACGGAUGAUACUGUUCUCUUGCCAAUUGUACACUCAUCGAUGAAUGGAACAACACAAACGCCCCACAACCAAACAACAACAACAACACUACUUGUUGAUGUAGGUCAUUUAACAACAGAUGUUACUGUUCUUUCUCAUAAUGAUGUUAUCAAAUAUGCAUCUGGAGAUGUUGGUGGCGUUUAUAUGUUAUAUGAUGUCAUGAGAAGAAAUAACAUACCUCCAGAAACAACAAUGCAUGCAAUAUUCAAUUCUGAUGUUUCACCUCAUACUGUGUUAGCACCUAUUGAACAUGCCAUUAUUGAUACUUUUAAAAAGAUUAUAUAUCCAAUCUUUGAUGUAAUUAUUGAAUUUAGUGUGAGUGACGUUGUAUUUUGUGGAGCCAUUAUUAGUAAUGCCUAUUUCAACAAUAUUAUAAAGCAACUCGUAACACCAGAAGAGUUGUUGAAUUUUCAAAGAGCACGCGAACGUUAUUUUAAACCAGAAUAUAUUCGAAUGAAUGGAUAUCCAUUUACUCUUCAUUGUAUUGAAUCAGGAGGUAGUACAUUAUUAUUGGGAGCUAAACAUUUAGUAGCAUCUUCGUGGGAUGUUCAUACAGCCAAGCCUCUAGUAUUUAAGGCAGAAAUAGAACCUUCACAAUGCUAUUGUGGACUUUUAUUCAGGGAAGAUGAUGAUAAUGAUGGCCCAAUAUAUGGUAUCUCUGUCACAGAUUGUAUCUAUGAUUUAUUUAUACGGCAAGACCUUGAAUUAUUUAUUAUUUGUAUUAGAAAUACUAGAAAUAUUGAAAAUAUUAAGAAGGAUCAUAUCACCAGUUCGAAUUUUGAACUUGUUGGGGUUUCAGAAUUUAUUCGAUUCACUACUUUAGAGAUUAUGGUAGAGACUAGCAAGAUCAAAACGACCAAUUUACAUUUCUUUCUCAAGUGUCAUCUCGACGAAUCGUUUUAUAAUUUGGCAUUCUAUUAUACUCGAUCAGGACACUACUAUAGAACACAUUUGAAAAUUUCAAGAGAAGGAAGAUUGGAAAGAAUAUCCGUCAACGAUGCCGUUCAUUAUAUUUUCAAACCUGAGAAUGAAAAAACUACUUGGUAUGGUUUGAAUUAUUAUUGUACAUUCUUUAUUAGAGCUGGUACAAGUUAUAGAUGUAAAAAAGGUGAAGCAAAAGCUGCCCUCUCAAAGGAAGUGAUGAAAGAGCUUCGUCCUAUACAGAAAGCAGGCACAUCUACGUACGACUUUGUUGAAAUUCCAGCACAUAAUGAAUCAGAUCGAGCAAUAGUGGAAGAACGAUCUUCUCGUGCGUGUGUUGGUUGUGCAUGCACUGUGGAUCCAUCGAAUCGUCAUGAAGUCACAACAAAAACUUUCAAAGACUAUGCCAGGUACUUGGAAGCUGCAACUGGAAAAAGAGUUGAUAGAUGCGGACUUGUCUGUAAUAAGUGUUAUAAUAUUUAUUACAAGGCAAAGAAGAAGGAUGAGAGUAAUUUGCUAAAUGGUAGUGACAACCCUACGUUGCCAAAAAAGAAGAAAAAGCAAUAA